Molecule: messenger RNA, 1911 nt
Organism: Oryzias melastigma (Indian medaka)
Lineage: Eukaryota; Metazoa; Chordata; Actinopteri; Beloniformes; Adrianichthyidae
Product: carbohydrate sulfotransferase 1
Exons: 6
Coding region: 173-1501 (442 amino acids)
Biological process (GO): N-acetylglucosamine metabolic process; carbohydrate metabolic process; keratan sulfate proteoglycan metabolic process
Cellular component (GO): Golgi membrane
Molecular function (GO): N-acetylglucosamine 6-O-sulfotransferase activity; keratan sulfotransferase activity
Source: RefSeq, a predicted model, not a curated record
GUUUUACGUUCUCCGGGCCCCGCCGUGGGCCUGACGCUGUGGACCAUAGACCCCCUCAGGAGGACCCGUUUAUCCCGAGCAGCGGAGCAUCGUCGGGUCUCCACCUUCUUCUGCCAGGGGGAGCAAACAGAAAAAAAGAGCUGGAACAUCCUGAUGCCUCCACCAGAUCACCAUGCAGUGUUCCUGGAAGUCAUUGGUGCUGCUAGCUUUAGCCUCCAUAGCCAUCCAGUACACAGCCAUCCGUACCUUCUCUACAAAGCCUCUUAGCCUGCUGUGCUCUGUGGGCUUGGUGCCCGCAAGCUGCACAACCAAUUGUAGCUUCAGCGAUGUGAUACAGAAGGGUCAGGAGACACUCCAGAGUUGUGGUGAUGUUCUCCCCCACACUUCUUCCAUCCCUGUUCCACCUGCCUUUCAUAAUGGUAGUAAGAGAACCAACAUCCUCAUUCUAGCCACCACACGGAGUGGCUCCUCGUUUGUUGGCCAACUGUUCAACCAGCAUCCAGAGGUAUUCUAUCUGUUUGAGCCUUUGUACCACGUCCAGUCAGCACUGUUGCCUCGACUGGGAACAAGUCGAAACUCGGCAGAGCGGAGAGUGAUGCUGGGACCGGCCAGAGACUUACUGAGGUCCCUAUACCAGUGUCAUCUCAGCAGCCUUGAAAGUUACAUCCAACCCCAUCCUACUGAGCAUCUGACAGACAAGCUGUUCAGAAGAGGAGCUAGCCAAUCUCUUUGUUCUGCCCCCGUAUGUGAGGCUUCCCUCAACCCUACGGAGCAAAAACUUGUGUUGGUUGAUGAGGGGGAGUGUGUGAAGAAGUGUGGUCCACUUAAUAUAUCACUUGCAGCCAGUGCCUGCAGAGCAAAGCAUCAUGCAGCCAUCAAGACUGUCCGGAUUCCUCAAAUCAGUGACCUCCGAGCACUGAUUGAAGAUCCAAAGCUCAACCUAAAGGUGGUCCAGCUGGUUCGAGAUCCGCGGGGCAUCUUGGCGUCUCGUAUUGAAACAUUUAGAGACACUUAUCGGUUGUGGCGUCUAUGGAGAGCGACCGGACGUCGACCCCAUAACUUAGAUCUGAGACAGAUCAACACAGUGUGUGAGGACUUCCUUCAGUCUGUGUCUACAGGACUUGCCAGACCUCGGUGGCUCAAAGGAAGGUACAUGCUUCUAAGGUAUGAAGACUUGGCCAGGUUUCCCCUCCAGAAAACCAGAGAGUUGUUUACCUUUCUUGGCUUGGUUCUGGACUCCAGUGUGGUGGACUGGAUCAUCAACAACACUCGAGGCAGCAACGAUCUGUCAACGCGGCAGAAAUUCACCACAGUUCGGGACUCUGCAGCAAAUGCAGAGAACUGGAGGGUGAAGCUCUCCUUCGACUUGGUGGUUUACACCCAAACCGCCUGCAAACCACUUCUGGGGCUUCUUGGAUACAAGACCGUCUUCCACCCCAGAGAACUGAUUAAUCUCUCCCAUUCUUUAGUGGAGGACAGGACGUUCCUCCCCUUUUUGUAAACCAAUGACAAGCAUGAUCCGUCAUGACUGGACUGUAGUUUCUGGAGGAGAUGAAAUGUAAUCAAAGCUGCACUCUGGACUUUAUCACUCUGUCUUUGGAGGAAAAGGAACUGCGUCCCACAAUCUCUUCAAACGACAUAGUAUCCAGUCGGUUAUUCUUUGAACCUGGGCAGGACCGGGAAUGUUAAAUCAUGUGUUUCUUUAGCAAUCAACUACCUCUGUGCUCAGCUUUUCAUUCUUACAUUUAAGACACAUUAGGCCACAAAUGUCAUGGUUGUCUAUUUUAAACAAAUUAGUGACUUUUUGAGCUUCAGGACCUUCUGACAUAGCUAUAAUUUAAAGUGUUUAACUUUGUUGUUUGAUUUUUGUGUUUGAUUUAUUAAAACUUGGGGGGAAAAAAUGGAAAAACA